AUGGCCACCGAGCCGGAGCCAGAGAAAACCGCCCAGCCGCAGAAAGAAGACGAGGAAGAAGCAGAAGGAGGAGGAGGAGCGGCCAAGCCGGGCCCCCGCGCCCUCCGCCUGCAAGAGAUCUACGCGGCCUCGCUGGCCCGCACGCUCGACAAGCUCUCGUACGACAACGUGGCACCCUGCUACCCGACGAUUGCGCGGCGCGCGUCCCCCGUGCUGCGCCAGGUGCAGGCCCAGAUGGUCGAGCGGCUGCGCGACAAGUGCGAGAGGGAGUUUGACGCCAUCCUCGGCGCGAGGCGCGUGGUGCGCAAGAUGAACGAGCUCGAGGGGCUGGUUGCCGACGCGGAGGCGCGGAGAAAGCUGCACGGCGAGGAGGACCUCCCCACGCCGGCGCAUUUGCUAUCGCCCGAAGAGGUGCUGCGGGCGCAUUUAGGUCCCCGGCUCGCGGAGCAGAGGGGCUUGCUCAAUGCCAGGCUGCAGACGACACAGGCGCAGAACGGGCUGCUGGCGGACCAUGUCAAGGCGCAGAGGGAGGAGAUCGACGCCUUGCUGGGGAAGCUGGAUGCCGCGGUGGAGGAUGUGCGGUCUGCGAAUGGCGUACUGGGCGGUGUUGUGGGCGAGCUGGCCGGGGAGGCGAGGGGAAUCGAUGCCGACAUGGGCGACGCCUCUGUUUCAUGA
Molecule: messenger RNA, 675 nt
Organism: Metarhizium brunneum ARSEF 3297
Lineage: Eukaryota; Fungi; Ascomycota; Sordariomycetes; Hypocreales; Clavicipitaceae
Gene: nnf1
Product: Kinetochore protein
Biological process (GO): chromosome segregation
Cellular component (GO): MIS12/MIND type complex
Source: RefSeq, a predicted model, not a curated record